This is a messenger RNA of Eptesicus fuscus (big brown bat), 774 nucleotides long. RefSeq lists its product as uncharacterized. The transcript is spliced from 9 exons. NCBI's taxonomy places the organism in Eukaryota, Metazoa, Chordata, Mammalia, Chiroptera, Vespertilionidae. The coding region runs from base 135 to 746 and encodes 203 amino acids. The record is from RefSeq and is a predicted model, not a curated record.
GCGAAAGGGAGGGGCUGUAUUCUGGACUCCUAGCCUUAGCCGGCUCCAGUGCCUUCUCCGAGGAAAGGGGGGCAAGGCUGCCUGAACACUGACAUGGUCAAAGGAAACGUCCAGGCUGGCGUAUUUGACUGAAGAUGGUGUUUGGUAUAUGCGGCCAGAAGGAGAGGCUCUGCAGGGUCCUGUACGUAGUACAGGUCUUCAUUCUUGCAGGAAUGGUAUACUAUUAUUUCCAGGAGUCUGUGGGGAAAACAGCUUCUGACCACGAGAUUGCUGGGGAGUCGUCACUGACCAUAGGGGAGACCUUAAGGCCACUGUGGGGGCUGAUGGAUAAGUGCUACCCCGUGGCCACUCAGAGACACAGAGUCAGGAGUGGGAAGAAGCAAGGCUCCAAGGCCACAACCCCCGAGGCUCUGGGAGGACUGAAUGAUGCUGCCCCCAAGGCGGAGAGGGACAUCCUGUCUCCUGGGGAGAAGGCGGGACAAGAGGCGGGGAGGGUCCCAGGCCAGGGAGCAGCCAGCCCCACUCCUGCCUGGAAGGAAGUGGCUGAGGAGAAGGAGGUGGCAGGGAGCCCAGGCUGGGAGGGAAAUAAGAAGGUCUGGAAGGAGCCUGCUCUCCCUCCUUCAGAGGCCUCUGGGGUGCAGAGCCAGGAGGAACGGCCCGGCGGGUGGGCCCCCCAGGUCCUGAGGAAGCUCUGGCGCGACUGGUUCCCCGACUCUGACCGCCCUGAGACUCAGAAGCACGAGUGACAAUCCAAUAAACGCACAAGGUGAUGCC